AUGUCUGAGUCCAUGUCCUUCGUCAAGUCACCCAUCCAAACAUUACUCAACCUGCCACCAAACGAUCCCACAGAGACCAAGGAGGCUGAAUCGCAGGCCCUCGUUGGUGUCGAUGAUACCGGCCGUGAACGCGUCGAGUUGCGUAUUGGAGGCAUGACAUGUGGGGCAUGCGUGGCGUCGAUUGAGGGUCAGGUCAGUGGGCUGGCCGGCAUCCUUAGCGUCCAGGUGUCGUUGCUGGCCGAACGGGCGGUCGUAGAGUACGACCCAGAGUACGUCGACAUCAAAGGCCAGGUCUGGACGGACGCACGCAUCGCCGAGGAGAUUGAGGAUGUCGGUUUUGACGCCGAGGUUGUGGAGAAGAGCGCGAUCAUCCCCGUCGAGCUUCGCGUCUACGGCAUCGAGGGGAACCCGGCGAUUGUACCCGAUGUGAUUAAGGAGCUGAGCACGCAACCAGGCGUGUCCGACAUUGAGUUUGUUGCGCCAUACCAGAACCUGUCGUUCCUCUACUCGCCAGCGCUCGCCAACCUCCGCUCUAUCCUCGACCACCUCACCUCCGUGUUCCCCCAACUCUACGCUCUGCCUUCCUCGAACCAAGGAGACUCGCAGCUUGCAUCCCUACGCAAGCUCCGUGAGACGUCGCGCUGGCGCCGUACGUUCCUGAUCGCGCUCCUCUUCGCGGUCCCCAACUUCAUCAUCGGCAUGAUGCACAUGUACCUCCCCUUCCUGGGGUGGACCAAGACUAAGAUCAUCAAGGGCAUCUACCUCGGCGAUCUGUUGUGUCUCUUGCUCACCAUCCCCGUCCAGUGCUUCCUUGCGCGCGGCUUCUACCGCGCUGCGUACAAGAGCUUGAAGCACGGCUCGGCGACGAUGGAUGUCCUCGUCGUGUUCGGUACAACCGCCGCGUUCACGUACUCGGUCCUAUCGAUGUUCUUUGCCAUGUUCGCCGCGAAUCCAGACUAUCGCCCCAAGACGUUCUUCGACACCUCAACCAUGCUGAUCACAUUUGUCUCGCUCGGCCGCUACAUCGAGAACCUGGCCAAAGGCAAGACGUCAGCUGCGCUCACCCACCUGAUGCAGCUCUCCCCGUCGUCCGCGACCAUCUUCGUUGACCCCGACAACUACCACGGCGACGCACCCACGCGCAAGAUCCCGACUGAGCUGGUCCAGGUCGGCGACAUGGUGCUAGUCACUCCCGGCGAGAAGAUGGCCGCGGACGGGGUCGUUGUUGCUGGCUCCAGCACGGUCGACGAAUCCAUGGUCACGGGCGAGUCGCUCGUUGUCGCCAAAGAGGUCGGGUCACAGAUCAUCGGUGGGACCGUUAACGGCCUUGGAACCGUCACCUUUCACGUGACGCGCGCCGGAGCUGACACAACGCUCUCGCACAUCGUCAAGCUCGUCGAAGAUGCGCAGACAUCCAAGGCUCCUAUACAGCAGUUUGCCGACCGCGUCGCGGGAAUCUUCGUUCCAAUCGUCAUUACACUGAGCCUGAUCACGUUCUUCACGUGGCUCGGCAUUUCGCUGCUCAAGAACCACCUGCCCAAGGCAUUCGAGGCUCCUGGCGAGUCAAAGUUUGGCGUCUGUCUCAAGCUCUGCAUCUCUGUGAUCGUCGUCGCUUGCCCUUGCGCACUGGGCCUGUCAACUCCCACGGCAGUCAUGGUCGGUACUGGUGUUGGCGCGCAGAAUGGGAUCUUGAUCAAGGGCGGGAGAGCACUCGAGGCGUGCAAGGAUGUGCGCCGCGUCGUGCUCGACAAAACUGGCACUGUUACUGGCGGCAAGAUGGUUGUGGCUGAGGUACGCUGGGCUGCCGCCCAGGGCCCUGUCACCGAAGCUGGCCUGAACCCAGCUCAAGCUCUGAGCCUAACCACUUCGGCUCCACCGCUGCAACGCCACGCCGUCAUGUCCCUCAUCGCCCUCGCCGAGUCACGGUCUGAGCACCCUCUUGCGAUUGCCGUGGCUGCAUGGGCGCGCGAGAAGCUUUCCGACGCAGGCCUUCCUCCUCCCAGUGGCGACGUCACCGACUUCGAGGGUGUCCCAGGUGAGGGGAUAGAGGCUGUUGUCAAAUUUCACGGCCGGGAAGAGCGCGUGCGGCUCGGCAAGGCCUCGUACGUUUUGCGGGAGAAGGCUGGCGAAGGCACCGCGCCUGUGCCGCCCCUUCUGAAGACGUUCGAAACCACACAAACAAACGACGCCAACAUUGUCGUGUACGUCUCGGUGUUGCGCGAAGGUGAAGCCAUCCCCAUCCUCGCCGUGUCACUUUCCGACACGCCCAAGCCAACGUCGGCUCAGGCCAUCAGCGCGCUGCGUGCAAUGGGUGUGAAGGUGACGAUGCUCUCUGGUGACUCGGAGGCCACUUCACGCGCGAUUGCUCGCGCUGUGGGCAUCGACGACGACGAGGUCUAUGCCGGUGUCAGCCCCAAGGGCAAAGCAACGAUUGUGCGCGAGCUUGAUUUGGCGGAUGGCGGCGGUUUAGCGAUGGUUGGCGACGGGAUCAACGACAGCCCGGCCCUGGCGGCCGCCAGUCUUGGCAUCGCAUUGGGUUCUGGCACGAGUGUGGCGAUGGAAGCUGCCGACGUCGUUCUAAUGAGGAGCGACCUGCUUGACGUCGUCGCAGCGCUCGAUCUCGGCCGCACUAUCUUCCGCAAGAUCAAGACGAACCUCAUCUGGGCGUGCUGCUACAACGUCCUCAUGAUCCCGCUCGCGAUGGGCAUCCUCCUCCCGUGGGGCAUCCACUUGCAUCCGAUGAUGGCUGCGGCAGCAAUGGCGUUCAGCUCUGUCUCCGUCGUCUUCUCAUCCCUCACGCUCAAAUGGUGGCGCCGCCCUGCCGCCUCCAUUCCGCCAGGCGAGAGCUAUGAGGUGGGAGGCAUUCACCGCGGGCUCGCCGAGCUGCGUGCAGCGCGGGAAGCGACCACAGCCACAGCGCAGGCGUGGAUGUACCAUGCUGUCCUGCGCGCACGCGAGGUCCCAGUUCUGGACCGCAUCAUUGACCGUACGCCGCUCGCCCGCAUUGCACCGCCUGCCUUCGCCAUCAGCCGCGACGAGUACGAGACGAUCCCUCUCACAGCGUCCGAUGACCGCGACGGCCCAUUCCACUAG
Cutaneotrichosporon cavernicola is the source of this 3093-nucleotide messenger RNA. RefSeq lists its product as uncharacterized. Lineage: Eukaryota; Fungi; Basidiomycota; Tremellomycetes; Trichosporonales; Trichosporonaceae. The record is from RefSeq and is a predicted model, not a curated record. Gene Ontology annotation, molecular function: ATP binding; P-type divalent copper transporter activity; copper ion binding. Gene Ontology annotation, cellular component: membrane. The coding region runs from base 1 to 3093 and encodes 1030 amino acids. Gene Ontology annotation, biological process: copper ion homeostasis; monoatomic cation transport. The transcript is spliced from 2 exons.